UGGACUCGCGGCAAGCGGACGGGGUCGAGUCAGUGCGUUCGCGCGAGUUGGAAUCGAAGCCUUUUAAAAUGGCAGAUGAUUUGGACUUCGAGACAGGAGAUGCAGGGGCCUCAGCCACCUUCCCAAUGCAGUGCUCAGCAUUACGGAAGAAUGGUUUUGUGGUGCUCAAAGGCCGGCCAUGUAAGAUUGUCGAAAUGUCUACUUCCAAGACUGGCAAGCAUGGCCAUGCAAAGGUCCACCUGGUUGGCAUUGACAUCUUUACUGGGAAGAAAUACGAAGAUAUCUGCCCCUCAACUCAUAAUAUGGAUGUUCCCAACAUCAAAAGAAAUGACUUCCAGCUGAUUGGCAUCCAGGAUGGCUACCUAUCACUGCUCCAGGACAGUGGGGAGGUGCAGGAGGACCUACGUCUUCCUGACGGAGACCUUGGCAAGGAGAUUGAGCAGAAGUAUGACUGUGGAGAAGAGAUCUUGAUCACAGUGCUGUCUGCCAUGACAGAGGAGGCAGCUGUUGCAAUCAAGGCCAUGGCAAAAUAACUGGCUCCCAGGGUAGCAGUGGCAGCAGCAGUGAUCCUGGAGCCUGCAGAGGCCCCUCCCCCCAGCCUGGCCCAGCUCUGGCCUGGCCCUUGGCUGGACUCCUACAUGAUUUAUUUGAUGUUUUAUUU
This is a messenger RNA of Chrysochloris asiatica (Cape golden mole), 661 nucleotides long. Its product is annotated as eukaryotic translation initiation factor 5A-1-like. The coding region runs from base 69 to 533 and encodes 154 amino acids. Gene Ontology annotation, molecular function: RNA binding; ribosome binding; translation elongation factor activity. Gene Ontology annotation, biological process: positive regulation of translational elongation; positive regulation of translational termination. Lineage: Eukaryota; Metazoa; Chordata; Mammalia; Afrosoricida; Chrysochloridae. The record is from RefSeq and is a predicted model, not a curated record. The transcript has a single exon.